Molecule: messenger RNA, 1704 nt
Organism: Penicillium coprophilum
Lineage: Eukaryota; Fungi; Ascomycota; Eurotiomycetes; Eurotiales; Aspergillaceae
Product: Major facilitator superfamily domain general substrate transporter
Exons: 4
Coding region: 1-1704 (567 amino acids)
Biological process (GO): transmembrane transport
Molecular function (GO): transmembrane transporter activity
Source: RefSeq, a predicted model, not a curated record
AUGUCCACCACCAAAGGGGCCACCACAGAGCGCCCGCAGCCAUUGAAUACAGACGAGCCAGAGCCCCCAGCUUACGAGGUUCAGCAAGAUGGUGUUCAAAUUGCCGAAGCAGUCACAACUACAUGGACUCGCCAGCAUCUGAUUGUUGCUUAUGCCAGCAUGUGGAUGGUGUAUUUCGUCAACAAUCUCAACAGCAGUCUCACUGCAAAUCUUUCCGCUUACAUUACGAGUGAAUUUUCGGAACACUCGCUGUUGACCGUGAUUUCAGUGGUGACCAGUGUUAUGGGUGCUGCAUGUUUGAUGCCCAUCGCCAAAGUGUUGAACCUUUUCGAUCGAACCGUUGGGUUCGUGAUCAUGAUUUUAAUCGCAAUCAUGGGCUUGAUCAUGAUGGCUGCUUGUAACAAUAUUGCGACAUACUGUGCUGCACAGUCAUUUUAUACGGUUGGACUUACCGGCGCUAUUUUCUGCAUUGACGUGAUAACUUCGGACACCUCAUCGCUUCGCGAUCGAGGUCUUGCUUUUGCUCUCACCUCUUCUCCUAGUAUGAUCACGGCCUUUUCCGGCUCUCCUCUGUCCAAUCAAUUCCACGAAACCAAUUGGCGAUGGGCAUACGGAACAAUUUGCAUCAUUCUCCCUAUCGCGGCAUCUCCUUUAAUUAUCACCUGGGAACUGGCCAAACGAAAGGCCGACAAGCAAGGUCAAUUACAAUACCAGCAAAGGGUAACGCGAUCCGUGCAUGAAAGCAUUUGGUACUACGUCAUGGAAUUUGAUGUCGUCGGAAUUUUCUUAAUGAUAGGCGGCACGAUUCUUUUCCUGACGUCUUUCAACAUCGCCGGCAACACCGAAGGUCAAUGGGAAUCACCCAAGAUUAUUGCUAUGAUGGUUGUGGGAUUCUGUGUCCUCGUGGCAUUCGUCGCUUACGAGCGAUGGCUGGCACCGAAGCCUUUCAUUCCAUUCAAUCUUAUCACCGAUCGCACUGUCAUCGGCGCAUGUCUACUGGAUAUUACCUACCAGGUCUCUUAUUAUUGCUGGGCCAGCUAUUUUACCUCCUACCUCCAAGUCGUCUACAACACCAGCCUGACGCAGGCCGGUUACAUCAGCGCCAUUUUUGAUUUCAUGGACCCGAUCUGGCUUAUCGGCUGUGGCUUCCUCAUCAGGGUAACUGGUCGCUUCAAGUGGCUUCUGUGCUGUGCCCUACCUCUGUACCUGCUGGCAAGUGGUCUGAUGAUCUACUUCCGCGAACCAGGUCACAACGUAGGAUAUAUGUGCAUGUGUCAGAUUUUCCUCGCGGUAGGCGGCGGAACAUUUAUCUUGAUUGAGCAGGUUGCUGUUCUUGCUGCGGCUUCGCAUGAAGACUAUGCCGCCAUGUUGGCACUUCUCAGCACGUUCGGAAACAUCGGCGGUGCGGUUGGCAGCAGUGUUUCUGGCGCUAUCUGGACAAACACGCUCCCUGUCAAGCUCCGCGAGUACCUCCCAGCGGAGUUGAAAGAUCAGUGGUCUGAUAUAUACGAGGAUCUGGAGAAACAACUCAGUUAUCCGGUUGGAUCGCCUGCUCGCACUGCUAUUCAGAAUGCGUAUGCAUUCAGCCAGCGAUACAUGAUGAUCGCCGGUACAGCGUUAAUGGGACUUUCCAUUGCCUGGGUACUUAUGAUGAGGAACAUCAAAGUUCAGUCUAACAAGGAUGUUUCAAAGGUCCUUUUCUAA